Epinephelus fuscoguttatus (brown-marbled grouper) is the source of this 5579-nucleotide messenger RNA. RefSeq names its product peroxisomal biogenesis factor 6 (gene pex6). The record is from RefSeq and is a predicted model, not a curated record. Gene Ontology annotation, molecular function: ATP hydrolysis activity; ATP binding. Gene Ontology annotation, cellular component: peroxisomal membrane; cytosol. Gene Ontology annotation, biological process: protein import into peroxisome matrix. Lineage: Eukaryota; Metazoa; Chordata; Actinopteri; Perciformes; Serranidae. The transcript has 18 exons. The coding region runs from base 31 to 3201 and encodes 1056 amino acids.
AAGAAGCAGCGGUGAUGACGCAGGUGUAAGAUGGCGGUGCAGGUGGAGUUGUGUUGUUUGGAGAGUUUCCCGGCUCACCUGAGUCCCCUGGAUGCUCUCAUACUGAAAUCUCAGCUUAGCUCAGUUUUCCAGGAUGACACCGACCCACCGACCGUCCUCUUCACCCCGCAGCGGCCUCGGGGCUCCGGGAGGCCGGGCAUUUUACUGCGCGUUCAGCCGACCACCGAGGAGGAGACUACAAGCUGCGGAGCGGGAAACUCCCCCAGAGCCGAGUCCGAGCACCGGGUCCGGCUCUUCACCAGCCGCCUCUUCCUGCGGCUCCACGGACUCCAGCGGGUCGGCAGCACGGGGUCCGUCCGGGCUCUGGAGCCAGUCCCCCUGGACAGACUGGUGCUGGGAGCCCGCAGUCGGCAGAGCCUCCGCUGGGCUGGAGCCGAGCAGUUCACCGGAGGGCUGCUGGAGCUCUGCCGCCCGGGACAGUGGCUGCUGGCCCGGCGCGGAGACCCGCUGCUGCUGCCCCGACACCCGCUGCUGGGAGAGGACCCGGGACAGGUGCAGCAGCAGCUGUUGGAGCUGCUGGUGUUGGACUGCAGUCCUGUAACACAGGGACGGAUCACAGCUGACACCUCUGUGGUGCUCACAGACUGCUGGGAGUCAGCGGAGCCCCCAGGGGCCCCCUUGCCCUGCAGACCCCUCACACUGUGCGUGUCAGACUUCGCUCAUUACGCCGAUGGCCUGGGAGGGGGGCGGUCGCUUCUUGACAGCAGGAAGCUGCUGGGCUCGGGAUUCUCCGGCGUCCUGCAGGCGCUGGAGUGCAGGGUGGACGUUCGAGUGGUGGACACUCAGCGGUGGCUCGGGGUCAGAGGUCAGCAGGGAGCUGGCGUGGACGUGGACAGCUGUGUGUUUGUGAGCAAACAGCUGCUCCUCAGGCUGGGGCUGUUCAACCAGGAGUGGGUGAAGCUGUGGGGGCCUCCUGCAGGUCACGGCGAUGCGUGCAGGCAGCGGCUGGUCUCCGUGCUGGUGGUGGAUUUAACGCAGAGUCCAGACCUGCAGAACCACGACGAGGUCGGUUUCAUUUCGCCGACUCUGUGGUUCAACAUGACCGGAGGAGACGUGAUCCCAGCGAACAGCUGCACUCUGAGGAUGAAGAGGUGGAAAUCGUCUCCUGCUUCUGCUGUGCCCGGCGCUCGACACUCUGACAGUUUCUGUCGCUCAGCCUCUCCAGCGUUUGCCAGCGAGAUUCACAUCCAGCCGGUCGUGUCUCCACUGUACAACAACAUCAGCUGCUGCGACAACCUGCUGUCUGCACACUUCAGUACGCCAAGACUGGUUUCACAGGGAGACAUCCUGACAGUUCCUGCUGAAAAUCAUCCCGACCUGCUGGAGAACAACUCAGAGGGAAUUCACAGGUGUCCAGUGCUGUUCUUCAGAGUGCAGAAGGUGUGUCCGUCUGCAGAGACAGAAGAAGAGGAAGGAGGAGGAGGAGCUUACCUGGCUGACAGACUGCACACCUCUCUCUACAUGAGAGCGUCCACCAGCAGCCCCGUCCCCUGUCUCUGUGUGGACGGCGGCUCGUCUCUGUGGAGCAGUCUGUCUCCUCCGGGCCUCACUCAGACCGUGGAGCUCCUCAGCAGCAUCAUCCUCCCUCACCUGCAGCACAGCAGCUCUCUGUCUGGCUGCACCGUCCUCCUCCACGGUCCUGCAGGAAGUGGAAAAGUAACUUCGGUCAGCGCGGCGAGCCGCAGGCUAAACCUCCACCUGCUGAAGGUAGACUGUGUGAGUGUGUGUGCUGACACUCCUGCAGCGUCGGAGGUGAAGCUGAGCUCGGUGUUUCAGCGGGCUGACGCCCUACAGCCCUGCAUCCUGCUGCUCAGGAACCUGCAGCUCCUGCUCACGGCUCGAGGAGGUGCAGAGGAGGACGGCAGAGUCCAGGCGGCGCUCUGCCAGCUGCUCCACAGCGCCCCCAGCAGUGUGGUGGUGGUGGCGACGGUCUGCAGACCUCGGGAGCUGUCUGCAGGUGUCAUGGCGGCGUUUGUCCACCAGGUGGCGUUGGAGAGCCCCACCGAGGAGCAGCGGCACUCCAUCCUGGUCAACCUGAGCCAAGACCUUCAGCUGGGGAGAGACGUCAACCUGGAGAGACUCGCCAAACUCACUGCAGGGUUCGUGUUGGGGGAUCUGAGUGCUCUGCUUGUGGAGGCUGGUCGAGCUGCCUGCAGGAGGCUGAUUCACACCUGUGGUUGUCGGCAGGAGGAGGAUCUGUGCUCCAGUGGAGUGACCAUCCUGAACCAGGACUUCACCUCCGCCCUGGAGACCCUGCAGGACGCCCAGUCCACGUCCAUUGGAGCCCCCAAGAUCCCUGAUGUGCGUUGGGAGGAUGUUGGAGGUCUGCAGCAGGUGAAGAAAGAGAUCCUGGACACAGUUCAGCUUCCUCUGCAGAGACCAGAGCUCCUGUCCCUGGGUCUGAACCGGACUGGAGUCCUGCUGUAUGGUCCACCGGGAACAGGGAAAACUCUGCUGGCCAAAGCUGUGGCUACUGAGUGCUCCAUGACCUUCCUCAGCGUUAAAGGUCCGGAACUCAUCAACAUGUACGUGGGUCAGAGUGAAGAGAACAUCAGAGAAGUGUUCUGCAGAGCACGCUCAGCUGCUCCGUGUGUCGUCUUCUUUGAUGAGCUGGACUCUCUGGCUCCCAGCAGGGGGCGCAGUGGAGACUCUGGAGGGGUGAUGGACAGAGUCGUGUCUCAGCUGCUGGCCGAGCUCGAUGCUCUGCACUCGUCUGUUGGGGUUUUUGUGAUCGGAGCGACAAAUCGUCCGGACCUGUUGGACCAAUCACUGCUGAGGCCGGGCAGGUUCGAUAAACUGGUCUACGUCGGAAUCAACGAGGACCGAGCCUCUCAGCUGCAGGUCCUCCGAGCCAUCCUCAGAAAAUUCCAGCUGGACGCUGCUGUGGACCUGCAGCAGGUGGUGCAGCGCUGCCCCGAUCACAUGACCGGCGCAGACCUGUAUGCCCUCUGCUCAGACGCCAUGACGGCCGCCAUCAAGAGGAAGAUCUCUCUCAUCAACGACGGUCUGGACACAGAAGACUCGCCUCUCCUUGUCUCCGUUGAGGAUUUCUCUUCAGCGUUAGAAAACUUCAUGCCGUCAGUUUCACACGAGGAGCUGCUGAGAUACAGAAACAUUCAACAGAAGCUCACUGCCAAGUAGAGACUGAUGAUGAUGAUGAUAAUCAUGUUCACCACUCAGAUGAAGGUCUCAUUUAAAGCACAUAUCAACACUGUAAAAUACUGUAAAUGUAAAUAAUGUAAACAAAAGUUAAUUUAUGAAAUUCUGAGAUGUAAUUAUUGAAUAUUGCCAUUAACCUCGACUAAUGAAACUAGAUGUUAGAGUUCAGUUUUUCUCUUGAUGGAACCAUCGCUACGUCAAAUGCUAAUGAUGGUUUCUAAAGGCUUUUCACAAAAAUCACUUUUACUAUUAACAAUUACUUGAUUAAUGUUGUGAUAUUCCAGCUCGGCGUUAACUGCAGUACCUCUGCCUCAUAUUCUUAUUCUUAUUACAUCAACUAUAACCAGUGUUAAAUAUACACAUGCAUAUAUAAUGUUGUAAAGCAACCUUUUAAAGGGUUGGAUCAUGUCGUCACACAGAAAUUUAAAAAUCAUAUCCAGGUGUGAAGGAGAGCUAAAAUAUUGGGAUUAAAGAAGAAGUCGCAAAACUUGAAAUAAUGCUGAUUUUAUCACUUUUGUCAAAACAAAAAUUGAAGGAGGCAUUUUUUUUAAAAAUACUUUACAGAUGGUUCCUGGGCAGAGCGUAAAGAAGCUGCUAUGAGACGCAAUGAAAAUACAUUUUCAUUAUCAAAUCUGUUAAGGCUGAUUUCUACAUUUCACUGCAGUAGUCAUAAAACUAUGAUACAAAGUUAUGAAAUUUCAGUGGACAAAAUCACAACCUCUCAGUUCACUGAUCAUGUAGAGAUUUCUGAAUUCCAUCAGUUCAACAAUAAACAAAUUCAAAAAACUUCGACUUGGCAGAUGAUGAGUUUUUGCUUCACAAAGUCAUGACAUGGCAGGAUGCUAAGCUAUAUACAGCAAGCAGGUUUUAUUUUUUUAAAUUUUAAAAUGUCAGUAUCACCUCAACAAAUAAAGCAGUGCAGCACAGAGCCAAAGGCAGAGAUAAUCAGCAGUAGAAUUAGAUGCAACUAAAUUUCCCCGUCCUGUUCACUUUGACACUCGAUGAAAAGGAAGCAGCUGCGACCCAAAAUGUCUCGUUUGAGUUUGAAUUAAUGUCACAGUUGAAACACACAGUCGACAGUUACAGAUUCACUGAGAGCAGCAUUGCUAAAACAAGAACAGAACACCCGAACGGUUUGUCGUACCAUUUUCCCGCCUUUUUUUUUCACUCAAAAUCUAAGCUUCUAGCUAGCACUGUCAGAAUGUCAGCAGGCCGACUGUCACAUUCUAAUGUAAAAACCUUAAAAUGAUAAGACAAGAUAAUUUUCUGGCAUCAUGUGAUGGUAAUGUAGCUUAGCCAGUUAGCUGUCUUAUACUCUAAAGCUAAAAAGGAACAGUUAGCAUAGUUAGCUAGUUGGUUGUUGCCAACUACUCCUCCAACAGUUCAAGCCUUUUCAUCAUAGUUACUGAUACAUUAAUUUUACCACACAUCAUAAAAAGUUAAAAUACUGCGAGAAAAAAAAAAUCGAAAUUCAUAUCCCCAACUUUUUAGCUAGAGCUAGCUUUGGUCAGUGAGCUCACUACCUUUGGUUAGCAUCAGGGCGGUCACCUUAAAUUCAGUAUCAUUUGAAUGUGGGGAAAACGUAAUAUCAGUAUUCUAACUAUAACGAUCUGUCCGACGCUAAAACUGUAGGUAUGUUCGUAAAAUGUUCACACAAAAAAGAAAAUUAGCUAGCAGUGCUAAAUGGAUUAAAACACAAACUGUGAAUUAAUGUGUGGAAGCAUUUUGGAUUUUACACCACAGAUUUAAAAAAAUCUUGUAUAAAAGUAAGGCUGUUUCUUGUGUGAAAUGCAGCGACAGUAACGUUAGCUUGUCAUCAGGUGAGGCACCAUGAAUAAAAAUAUGUGAAUUCUACAGUGUAGUUUAGCAUUAGCCUGCAAGUAUGUUCAGAAGUAUUUUAGUGAAUGAGAUGUUGAUUUUUAAUUAUUUAAACUUUUUUUUAAGUGACAGCCCUGUUUUGUUUAGCAUCAGCUAACAAAUGUUGCUUUGUUACUUCACAGACAUUAGCCUAUUUUUACACCAUCUGUGGUGCAGGCUAGUCAACUGAAACAGCUCUGAGCCAUGUGUAAUAUAUUAAAAUGAAUCAGCACCCCAGGUAACACUGACAAAAAGUUUCGGCCAUCAUGAUUGGGGCCAUGUUGACUAUGUUAGUUCAGCCUAAACCAAUUAAUUUCUUAAUUUUUUUCUACAUCUCACAACCAAAUCACGUUUUAUGUGUUGUUAUAUUUUUUUCAUUUUAGUUUUUUUUUCUCUGUAAUUGUGAGUUUUAUUGUCAAAACAGUAAAAGUCAGAAUCUGGUAGAGAGGAGUAAAAGGGCAGUGUUGUAAAAAGAGAGAUCUGUAGCAUUAGCAGUUAGCUUU